AUGAUUCCUCUUACGGCUGCCAGAGGUUUUAUCAAGUGUCUUCCGCCCAAAGCUGUGACCAGAUAUAGUCAACCCUAUUUGGCUUCAGGCCAGCGCAGAGGGUACAGCAAGGAAGUCCACGAUCACUUCUUCAACCCUCGGAAUACAGGCUCAUUUGACAUGAACGAUCCUGAGAAUAAGCAAAAAGUGGGGACCGCCAUAGUAGGCAAAGCUGCUUGCGGCGAUGUAAUAAAACUGCAGGUCAAGGUGGAGGAUGGGAAGAUAACCGACGCACGCUUCAAAACUUUUGGCUGUGGCUCGGCUAUUGCAUCUUCAUCCUACGCAACGGAGCUGAUCAAGGGCAAAACCACAGAAGAAGCAUUGAAGCUACGGAAUACAGAUAUUGCGUCACAUCUGAACCUGCCGCCCGUCAAGAUUCACUGCAGUUUACUAGCAGAGGAUGCAGUGAAGUUGGCAAUCGAUGACUACAACAGGAAGAAGCCGAAGACCAAAGAAUUUCAGCAUUGA
Molecule: messenger RNA, 507 nt
Organism: Eimeria necatrix
Lineage: Eukaryota; Apicomplexa; Conoidasida; Eucoccidiorida; Eimeriidae
Product: nifU protein, putative
Exons: 4
Coding region: 1-507 (168 amino acids)
Biological process (GO): iron-sulfur cluster assembly; intracellular iron ion homeostasis
Cellular component (GO): mitochondrial matrix; cytoplasm
Molecular function (GO): 2 iron, 2 sulfur cluster binding; ferrous iron binding
Source: RefSeq, a predicted model, not a curated record